AAGCACCCUCGGACUGCAGGGUUGAGGUGCCACCACUUGCCUGGUGCCAAGGGGACACCCUCACACUGGAGGACAGCCCCCCAGGCUGCCCUGGCACCUCCAUCCAAACUCCUUACCCCUGCUCCUGGGAAAAGGCCCCCGGUGCCAUAGGGAUGGCUAUCCUGCCCCUUAACAGGGAGGGGGUAAAUUUACCAAUUUACCCCAUGGGCUGUGCCCUCCUCCCAGCUUUGAGACUUCAAAUGAGUUUGCUCCAAAUUAGGUGUCAGGCCUUCCCCAUACAGACUGGGGGGCACCUGGGGGGCAUCUUGUGACCCCCCUCCCCGCCAUUCCAGGCAGUCUGCCGCCAACAUGCAGGCACUGGGUUCCUGGGGGGAAUGUCUCUUAGCUGCCCCCUCCCCCGUGCCCUCAUUGGCCCUAUGCCUCCCCUCAUUAAUGAAAUCUCUGUCCUCCCUGAUGGCUGCGCUAAUUACUGAAUUCAUUAGUGGCCCGGCUGGGGGCCCGGAGAGGGGGUGAGUUCGCUGGGGCCGGCGAGGGGUCCCCUACCCUUGUGCCACACUGACAGACUGCCCUGGGACGAGGCCACUGAGCAGAGGGCGACAGCGGCCACCCGGGUGUUCCACCCCACCCCAAACAGCCCCACUGGGGGUUCUGUACCCAGGUAAGGGCUCCACGGGGACACUCGAGUGGGGUGCAGGAGGUAGGAGCUGAGUGGCAGCGUUUGGAGGGUUUGGGGGCCAAGGGAGUGGAGGGCAGAGCAGAGCCCACCCCUGUGGCACCAGGACACCCCCUUGCUGGUGGCUGACACUCCCCCUGUUCUGGUUCAGCCCGUGGUCAUCACUGCGGGGAUCCUUGCAGGACGGGACCGUCAGGCAGGAUUUGGGGCUCGCUGCAGCCCACCCCAGGAUACCUGCAGUGCUUGGGGCCAGGGCUGCUGGCUCAGCAGGGCUGCCAGGGUAAAGCUGCAGCAGUCCCGCAGGGCUGGGAGAGGUAGGAGAGCAGGACAGGAGGCCCGGGGGACUUGCCUGCUGCUGACACCUGCCCCUCCCACCUUUAUGGACGUCGUCGUCAUUCCCUAAAACAGCCGUCGGGCCUGGGAGCCACUUCAGUCCCUUCUCUCUGCCAGCAUCAAGGGCAUCAUCAGAUACCAACCCUUGGGACUGGGGUCUGGGGGCCAUAGGACAGGGCAUAGGGCUUAGCCGUACCGCCACUUCAUGUCCUGUCCUGUCCCCCCAGGCCCCAGCCCCACAUCCCAUCUCUGUACCCCCUUUCCAUCCCCAAGAGGACCCUGGGGCUGUGGAGACUCCCAGGGCAGGGAGGCAAAGCCAGGAGUGACCAGGGAUCUGGCUUCCAGCUGGGGUGGGAAACAGCCUGGGGACAGUGCCAUGGGCAGGGUGGUGAUGUGCCAGUUAGGGGGUGCUGCCCUGGUGCUGCAUUGCUGUCACUUUAUGGAACCUUUCCAGGGGGAGGAGGUACCGAAAAAACCCUGGUCUUGGUGCUUCAUGUCUGGGAGGGUUUGGGGAUUUUGGGGUCUGGAGAAUGAAGAACAGUGGCCAUCCCCAUGGCAUCAAGGCACCUCUGUUUGUGGCUGAUGCCCAAGUGUCCUGGUCCAGCCCAUUGCUAUCACUUUAUGGAACUUCUUGGUGGAGUGCAAAAGAAAAAAAUUCAGCAUGGACUCGGUACCAGGGGCCAAGAGGGGAGGAGGCCUGGGCAGGGCAGAGGAACCACCCUGGGCACAGCCAGCCUGUGGGCAGGGUACAAUAGCAUCUGGGGGGGAAACACCCCAUGAGUAACGGGGCUCUUAGGUGCCGCAAAGUCUUGGAGGGCUGUGGGGACCUUGACUCUGGGCUGUCCCUGCCCUUAUAUGGUGAGCAAAGGCUGGGACAUGAGGGAACAAAGGUCUCCUGGGUGCUGGCACCUGAGCACUCCACCUAGGUACGCUCACCUGUGCACCCAGCUCUGCAGGGAAGGUCCCCUUGCCAGUGGUACCUGUCACCAUGGUGGAGCUCAGCGCCAAAGUCUCCAGGACACUGAACAAGACCACGCCGGGCAUCCAGAUAUGGCGAAUUGAGAACAUGGAGAUGGUGCCAGUGCCCACCAAAAGCUACGGCAACUUCUACGACGGGGAUUGCUACGUCCUGCUGUCGACGCGCAAGUCUGGGAGCAACUUCAGCUACGACAUCCACUACUGGCUGGGCAAGGAGUCGAGCCAGGAUGAGCAGGGGGCGGCGGCCAUCUACACCACGCAGAUGGAUGAUCACCUGGGCUCCGUGGCCGUGCAGCACCGCGAGGCCCAGGGACACGAGAGCGAGACCUUCCGCGCCUACUUCAAGCAGGGACUCAUCUAUAAGAAGGGUGGGGUGGCCUCAGGCAUGAAGCAUGUGGAGACAAACACCUACAACGUCCAGCGACUGCUGCAUGUGAAGGGCAAGAAGAAUGUGGUGGCAGGAGAGGUGGAGAUGAGCUGGAAAAGCUUCAACAGAGGAGACGUAUUCCUGCUGGACCUGGGCCAGCUCAUCAUCCAGUGGAACGGCCCUGAGAGCAACCGAAACGAGAGGCUGAGGGCAAUGACCCUGGCCAAGGAUAUCCGGGACCGGGAACGUGGGGGCCGUGCCAAGGUGGGCGUAGUGGAUGGUGAGGAUGAAGAUGCCUCACCAGGACUCAUGAAGGUCCUUAAGCAUGUGCUGGGUGAGAAGAGGGACAUCCAGCCCGCCAUCCCUGAUGACAAAGUGGACCAGAAACUCAAAUCCUCCCUCAAGCUCUACCAUGUCUCCAACACCAGUGGAAACCUGGUCAUACAGGAGGUGGCAAUUCGACCCCUAACUCAAGACAUGCUCCUGCACGAGGACUGCUACAUCCUUGAUCAAGGAGGUAUCAAGAUCUUCGUCUGGAAGGGCAAGAAUGCCAACAAGGAGGAGAAGCAGCAGGCGAUGAGCAGGGCGCUGGGCUUCAUCAAAGCCAAGAACUAUCCAGACAGCACCAGUGUGGAAACAGAGAAUGAUGGGUCUGAGUCAGCCGUUUUCAGGCAGCUCUUCCAAAAAUGGACUGUCCCCAACCAGACCAGUGGGUUGGGCAAGACCCACACCGUGGGCAAAGUGGCCAAGGUGGAGCAGGUGAAGUUUGAUGCUACCACGCUGCACGCCAAGCCCCAGAUGGCUGCCCAGCAGAAGAUGGUGGAUGAUGGAUCUGGAGAAGUAGAGGUCUGGCGUGUGGAGAACAAUGAGCUGGUGCCUGUAGAGAAGAAGUGGCUGGGCCAUUUCUAUGGUGGGGACUGCUACUUGGUGCUCUACACCUAUUAUGUGGGGCCCAAGGUGAACCGCAUCAUCUACAUCUGGCAGGGCCGCCAAGCCAGCGCAGAUGAGCUGGCUGCUUCUGCCUACCAAGCCGUGGCCCUGGACCAGAAGUACAACAACGAGCCCGUGCAGAUCCGUGUCACCAUGGGCAAGGAGCCGGCCCAUCUGAUGGCCAUCUUCAAGGGCAAGAUGGUGGUGUAUGCGGGUGGCACGUCACGGGCGGGCAGCACAGAGCCCACGCCCUCCACCCGCCUCUUCCAAGUGCAUGGCACCAACGAGUACAACACCAAGGCCUUCGAGGUGCCUGUCCGUGCCUCCUCCCUCAAUUCCAAUGAUGUCUUUGUGCUCAAAACCCCCAGCUGCUGCUACCUCUGGUAUGGGAAGGGCUGCAGUGGGGAUGAACGUGAGAUGGCCAAGAGUGUGGCUGACAUAAUCUCCAAGAUGGAGAAGCCAGUGAUUGCAGAAGGACAGGAGCCACCUGAGUUCUGGCUGGCCCUGGGGGGCAAGUCCCAAUAUGCCAGUAACAAGAGACUGCAGGAGGAGAACCUCUCUGUGCCCCCCCGACUCUUUGAGUGCUCCAACAAGACAGGCACCUUCUUGGCCACAGAGAUCAUAGACUUUACCCAGGAUGACCUGGAGGAGAGUGAUGUUUACCUACUGGACACCUGGGACCAGGUUUUCCUCUGGAUUGGGAAAGGCGCCAAUGAGUCAGAGAAGGAGGCAGCAGCAGUGAUGGCACAGGAGUACCUGCGGAGCCACCCCAGUGGGCGUGACCUUGACACCCCCAUCAUUGUGGUGAAGCAGGGCUAUGAGCCCCCCACCUUCACCGGCUGGUUCCUAGCCUGGGACCCUCUCAACUGGGACGACAGGAAAUCCUACGAGAUGCUGAGAGCUGAGCUGGGCGAUGAGAGCAGCCUUGGGCAGCUCACCUCAGUGAUCACAUCCAGGGAAGAGGUCUUCACUGCCACCACCACCCUCGUCCCCACCAAACUGGAGACCUUCCCCUUGGAUGUGCUGGUGAACACCUCUGCUGAGGACCUGCCCCGGGGUGUGGAUCCCAGCAGGAAGGAGGACCACCUCUCCGAUGCGGACUUCCAGGCUGUUUUUGGCAUGAGCCGCUCUGCCUUCAGCAGCCUGCCCUUGUGGAAACAACAGAACCUCAAGAAGGACAAAGGACUCUUCUAGGGCAGGAGCCUGGGCACAGGAACAAUCCCAGCUCUUUAGCAAAUAAAAUAAGUAUGAAAAAUA
Messenger RNA from Haemorhous mexicanus (house finch), 4538 nucleotides. RefSeq names its product villin 1 (gene VIL1). The record is from RefSeq and is a predicted model, not a curated record. The transcript is spliced from 20 exons. Gene Ontology annotation, molecular function: phosphatidylinositol-4,5-bisphosphate binding; actin filament binding. NCBI's taxonomy places the organism in Eukaryota, Metazoa, Chordata, Aves, Passeriformes, Fringillidae. Gene Ontology annotation, cellular component: actin cytoskeleton; lamellipodium; cytoplasm. The coding region runs from base 1995 to 4475 and encodes 826 amino acids. Gene Ontology annotation, biological process: actin polymerization or depolymerization; cytoskeleton organization; regulation of lamellipodium morphogenesis.